UCAAAUAACCCGGAAGUAGAAAGUCCGCCUGUAAAGCGGAUAUCACCGUCACGCGGGGGUCAGGAGUUCUCUCUCACAGCCAUCUUGGAUAUAACGUCCAGAGUCGCAACCAUGCCCGGUGAAGCCACAGAAACGGUCCCCGUCACUGAGCAGGAGAUGCUGCAGCCACAAGUGGAGACUGCUACACCUCCUGCCCCAGCUUCUUCCCAGCAACCUCAGGCCACUUCUGGCCCUGCUAAGCCCAAAGGCAAAGAUGCCAAGAGUGCUCAGGGUUCCUCUGCCCCAAAGGCUGUCCCUGGCAGAAGAAAACGCUCUUCUAUGUCUGCCUCUUCCUCCUCUCCCACGUCACCAAAAACAACUCCCUCCUCUACCCCCCUGUCACCUGUGACCUCUCCCCUAGCCGCCUCACCUGCUAGUUCCACACCUUAUCAUGCUAAUCGCUCCACUCCAAAAGUUGUCAAGGCUGGAAAGCAAGGAAAACCUAAGAAAGGAGAGGCAUUUGUGCCUGCCUCUCAGGAGUGCAAGGUUACAGCAGCAGAGGCUCCAUUAGCUGAAGCUAAACAUGCCCCGGCCGAGACAAAGAAACCCUCACCUGCUGCUUUUAAAGUUACUUCAAAGCCUGCUGUAGCUGCACCCGUUUCUUUUUCGGAAACUCUUCCCUCAAGCCCUCCUAAACCAUUUGAAGUUAAAGUAGCCUCAUUAAAAACUGUUACUUCAGCUGCUGACGAUGAACUGCCUCCACUUAUCCCUUCUGAAAAGUCAAUUCAAAUGCCUGUAGUUGUACCCCUUGUUGAGAAACGUGCUCCUGUCGAGGCUAAACCUGCCCCAGUUGAGGCUGCUAAGCCAGCCGUCGAGGCUAAACCUGCCCCAGUUGAGGCUGCUAAGCCAGCCGUCGAGGCUAAACCUGCCCCAGUUGAGGUUGCUAAGCCAGCUGUCGAGGCUAAACCUGCCUCAGUUGAGGCUGCUAAGCCAGCCGUCGAGGAUAAACCUGCCCCAGUUGAGGCUGCUAAGCCAGCCGUCAAGGCUAAACCUGCCCCAGUUGAGGCUGCUAAGCCAGCCGUCGAAGCUAAACCUGCCCCAGUUGAGGCUGCUAAGCCAGCCGUCAAGGCUAAACCUGCCCCAGUUGAGGCUGCUAAGCCAGCCGUCGAGGCUAAACCUGCCCCAGUUGAGGCUGCUAAGCCAGCCGUCGAGGCUAAACCUGCCCCAGUUGAGGCUGCUAAGCCAGCCGUCGAGGCUAAACCUGCCCCAGUUAAGGCUGCUAAGCCAGCCGUCGAGGCUAAACCUGCCCCAGUUGAGGCUGCUAAGCCAGCCGUCGAGGCUAAACCUGCCCCAGUUGAGGCUGCUAAGCCAGCCGUCGAGGCCAAACAUGCCCCAGCUGAGGCUGCUAAGUCAGCCGUCGAGGCCAAACAUGCCCCUGUUGAGGUUGUUAAGCCAGCUGCUGAGGUCAAACCUGCCCCAGUUGAGGUUGCUAAGCCGGCUGUUAAGGCCGAACAUGCCCCUGUUGAGAUUGCUAAACCGGCUGUCGAGGCCAAACCUGCCCCCCUUGAGGAUGUUAAGCCGGCUGCCGAGGCCAAACCUAUUACUGAUGAGGUUCCUAAACAAGUCAAGGAAAUUAAAGCUGCUCCUGCUGAGUUUUCAAAACCAGAUGUCAAGCCGGUACCUGUUGAGGUUGUCAAGCCAGUUACAGAACCUAAACCAGCAGUUGCUGAGGUUACCAUGCAAGCUCCUGUUAAGGAUGCUAAACUAGUAACAGAGGUGAAAUUGGUUGAGGUCAAGACUGCACCUGAAGAUGUUGCCACGCCUGCUAAGCCUGCAGCUGAAACUUCAUCUGCUCCCUUAAAACCAGCUCAAGUUGAGCCUGCCGUUCCUGCCCCAGCUCCUCGUAAACUCACAUUUGCAGAGGCACUUGCAAAACCUGUCCCUGUUAAACCUGAAGUUGAGGAAAUAAAUACAAUUUCUGAACCCGUCUCAUCACCCAAACCUGCCCCCACACCUGCUAAAACACCAGCCAAGUUGGAGCCUGAGAUCAAGGAUGACAAGGGAUCUGGCACUGAGUCAGACAGCGAUGACUCAGUCCCUGAUCUGGAGGAACAGGACUCUGCACAGACACAGACACAGCAGGCUCAGCUUGCAGCAGCUGCUGAGAUCGACGAGGAACCUGUCAGCAAAGCCAAACAGAGCCGCAGUGAAAAGAAGGCACGGAAGGCAAUGUCAAAGCUUGGUCUCAGGCAGGUAACAGGGGUCACCAGGGUCACAAUUCGCAAAUCAAAGAACAUCUUGUUUGUCAUCACCAAACCAGACGUCUACAAGAGCCCUGCAUCAGACACAUACAUCGUCUUCGGUGAAGCCAAGAUUGAAGAUCUUUCCCAGCAAGCCCAGCUGGCUGCCGCAGAAAAAUUCAAGGUACAGGGAGAAGCUGUAUCAAACAUCCAAGAAAACACACAGACGCCAACAGUACAGGAGGAAAGCGAAGAAGAAGAGGUUGAUGAAACCGGAGUUGAGGUUAAAGACAUUGAACUCGUCAUGUCGCAAGCCAACGUGUCGCGGGCGAAGGCUGUACGGGCCCUGAAAAACAACAAUAACGACAUUGUCAAUGCUAUUAUGGAAUUGACGAUGUAAUGGGACUGUGUCAACGAGGAGUUGGAGAAAUGUUGCUGAUUUAAUCUAAGCUCGUUUAUACAAUUUAUACCCAAGAUGGAAAUAAAGUUGUGGCUUGAUAAAAUGAAA
Messenger RNA from Platichthys flesus (European flounder), 2727 nucleotides. It is a transcript of the gene naca, whose product is annotated as nascent polypeptide associated complex subunit alpha. Gene Ontology annotation, biological process: protein targeting to membrane. The record is from RefSeq and is a predicted model, not a curated record. The coding region runs from base 112 to 2619 and encodes 835 amino acids. The transcript has 9 exons. Gene Ontology annotation, cellular component: cytoplasm; nascent polypeptide-associated complex. NCBI's taxonomy places the organism in Eukaryota, Metazoa, Chordata, Actinopteri, Pleuronectiformes, Pleuronectidae.